AUGCUGGCCGUGUUCGACCAGACGGUGGCCAAGUGCCCGGAGGGCCUCCGCAGCCCGCCGGCGGCCGGUGCGGCGGCGGGGGGCGGAGGCGCGGCCGCGCUGAUGAAGGGCUUCGCCGCCGCCAACGACGCCGCGGUCACCGUCAGCCUCGGCUCCGCCGGCGCCCUCGCCUACUCCUCCGCCAACAAGAACCCCCUCGUCCCCAGGAUGUUCGGUUCUGUAAAUGACAUAUUUUGCCUGUUCCAAGGACAUGUUGAGAACAUUGGCAACCUGAAGCAACACUAUGGUCUGAGCAAGACAGCAAAUGAGGUUACCAUCCUGAUUGAGGCCUACAGAACCCUCCGGGACAGGGGCCCACUCCCAGCUAGCCAGGUCGUGAGAGAUCUCAGUGGAAGGUUCGCUUUCAUCCUCUACGAUACCGUGUCGAAAUCCACCUUCGUCGCUGCUGAUGCUGAUGGCAGUAUCCCCUUCUUCUGGGGAGUUGACUCUGAAGACCACCUUGUGUUCUCUGACGAUAAUGAGCUUCUCAAGGCAGGCUGUGGAAACUCAUUUGCGCCAUUCCCCAAAGGCUGCUUCUACACCACAUCUGGAGGGCUGCAGAGCUUCGAGCACCCGCUGAACGAGCUGAAGGCCGUGCCACGUGUGGACAGCCAGGGCCAGAUGUGCGGCUCCACCUUCAAGGUCGACAGCGAGGCCAAGAAGGACUCGGGGAUCCCUCGCGUCGGUAGUGCUGCUGAUUGGUCUAACCACUUCUAG
Molecule: messenger RNA, 756 nt
Organism: Triticum turgidum subsp. durum (durum wheat)
Lineage: Eukaryota; Viridiplantae; Streptophyta; Magnoliopsida; Poales; Poaceae
Source: the annotation of a GenBank genome assembly